Molecule: messenger RNA, 3936 nt
Organism: Pochonia chlamydosporia 170
Lineage: Eukaryota; Fungi; Ascomycota; Sordariomycetes; Hypocreales; Clavicipitaceae
Product: ATP-dependent DNA helicase PIF1
Exons: 6
Coding region: 1-3936 (1311 amino acids)
Biological process (GO): telomere maintenance; DNA repair
Molecular function (GO): DNA helicase activity
Source: RefSeq, a predicted model, not a curated record
AUGACGUUAUUCUUCGAACAUUACGUGAAAGUGGGAGAGGAAUCAGUCUUUGGGCGUAUCAGCCAGUAUUAUGGUGCUGUGGAGACUAACGAGCGAGGAGCGCUCCAUGUUCAUGGGCUGCUCUGGCUGCAUGGAAAUGCCCAUCUGAGCUCGAUGCUUGCUGAUAUUCAAGGUGAGGAUCAAGUGGCAUACCGAGAACGCAUCGUCAAAUACGUUGACAGUGUCUUUUCCGAGGUAUCAAGGCAGGAUCUGGACCAAGAAGGAUUCUGUUCAAUUCAAGCAGAGCGAUCAUUAAUGUCAGACAUAUCGCAAUUGCUGCGAGAUGGCCAGCGAUUUUCAGCCUCGUUUGACGAGGAAGCAAAUUUCUGCGCUGGGGCGACGCAGAUUCAUACCCAUAGCCCCACCUGCGUCAAGUACUCGCUGGGCAAAAUAAGGCAGAACGGCAAUCUUUGUCGUUUCAAGGCGCCGUGGGGGCUGGUCGACAAAACGGCAUUCACGGGAGACGGCGUGCUGAGGAUUCGAAGAUCACACACUAUGGUGAAUCGGUGGAAUAAAGCCAUUGCCGUGGGGCUUCGUCACAACCAUGACAUAUCCUUUAUUGCCACACAGCGUAAGACCAUGGCCCUCGUCUUUUAUGUCACCAAUUAUGCUACCAAGAUAGAGGACCCUGUAUGGAAGCGUGUCGCUGCGGCGGCUGAUCUCUUGCCCCCGCGAGCAGGCGAUGGAAUGGCCGACGGCGUAGAGGCUCAUGAAGACGAUAUUGCUGGCGACGACGGCCGGCAGAAUAAGACGCGACAUUUCUUGAUGAAGGUGGCGAACCGCGUGUUUACCGAGAGGCGUUAUCGCAGGUCGAGGUUGUCUGCUUGGGCGUUUCUGAACGUAUCGGUGCUUUACUGGCAAGUCUUUAGACAAUGGCCGCACCUUCGGGAAGUAAGCGGUGCAGCCACAGCAGACGGUUCCGUGGACGAGUCCAUACUUGUCCAAGAAGCAGGCCAGAGAAUCUGCCGCAUCGAAGCAUAUUGUCACCGAGGAGAUGUCCUCGGAGGGUUGUGCCUCUACGACUACGUUUCGCUGGUCAGGCUGAAACGCAUCGACAGGGAUGAGAGGCAGGCCACCUGGGGUGAAGUACCGUUCCAGAGCGGGUGGGCUCCUGGAAGAGGUUGGGUGCAGGUGCUUAGACGACCGGGCAAGCAGGCCAUUGUCUGCCUCGAUGGGUAUUUGAGCAAGGAUUUUGACGACGACGACGAAGAUUCUUGCUAUCGAAGGUGCGUUUGCCGCCGACAGAGCAAGAGACUUGUGUUGAAAAGGCUAAUUCCCAAGCUGAAGGGCGGCGAGCAAAGUGGUGAUAUCAACUGCAUAUGGGCUCGGGCACGAGCGGCCCUGGCCCCGAGAAUAUCAUGUUUCGUCGAUAACGUGCAACUAUUGCGACGAUCCGCUGAGGAUGCAAAGCGGGAUGCCAAGCAGUGGGCAGCCUCAUCCAGUGACGGUGACUUCACCGCAGUACAUCCCGACGAGGAUGGCGCCGGGCAGGCUGGCGAAGACCAUGGAUCGGUAUACCGAGCGGGCAGAACCGAAAGUACAAUGCGUCUAAUCGACGUCGUCAGAAGUACGAUCGGGGUGAACCAAGUCACGGCUGGCUUCCCAGAGAUCGCAGCAAUGAUGCAGGAGCUCAGCCGCUUUCAGCAGUCGCCGCUGUCAUCGUCUUGUGGACUCCAGUCCGCGAUAAUACCCGAGCCAGGGCCAAGACGAAUAAAUAUAUCGGGGCGGGCAUUCUUCGGGACCGCCAUACCACUGCAGAGUCAGGUUCGGGCCAUAAAGUCGCAGCAAAUCUGUGCGUCUAGGGAAAAGGAGAAGAUGAUACAGGGUAUACAAAGCGCGGCGGUGCGGGGUGAGCUCAUGGGAGCCGGGAAAGAGGAUAUCCAAGUGACGGGAAUGGGCUUUGAGCAAACAGCAGCGGAGGCGAGUGUGGGAAUGCAGAUCCGAUUUGGCGCCUCAACCUCCUUCCUUGAGGCGGGUAAGAGCUUGGUCGCGCGGCUCACGCUGAACAAGAGGCAGGCGAUCGCUUUUCUCAUCAUAUGCCGCCAGCUGGAUAUAAUAAGGUGCAGCGAGAAGAAUAAGACAGGUCAGCUGUGCCAGUUCAUCGGCGGGGAGGGCGGGACCGGCAAGUCGCGAGUUAUCGAGGCGCUCGUCGAGUUGUUCAAGUCAAAGGAGCAACCAAACCGUCUACUGAUCACGGCGACAUCUGGGACUGCAGCGGCGCGGAUCAACGGCAUCACAAUCCACUCCGCCUGCGGGUUCUCAAAAGACGUCGCGGCAGCUGCCCACACGGCCAAGAAUGUCGACGGCGUACGAUUGCCCAAACAGGCGGAGCGAUUCGUCGACGGCCAGUCUCGGAUGGACUGGCAAGACAAGGACGUACUAGUCAUCGAUGAGGUGAGUAUGCUCGGGGCGCGGACGCUGCACGCGGUGAACGAGCAGCUCUGCAGACUGCGCGGGUCGCAGCAGGAUUUCGGAGGGAUCCCCAUCGUGCUCUUCUGCGGAGAUUUUCACCAAUUCCGGCCGGUCCAGGAGCGGUCCAUCCUCCUCCCAAGCACGGCCGUCUCGUGGGACGUAGACAACUCGUUCAAGGCCGAGCAACGGCACCAACAUGACAAGGCGCACGCGCUGUGGAAGAAAUUCACGACGGUUAUCAUGCUAGACGAGCAAGUGCGCGCCGCGGGAGACCCGGAAUUGCAGCGGUUGCUAAAGAGGAUCCGACUCGGUGUGCAGGAUCACACGGACUUGGACCUUCUUAACUCAAGGUGCUACCAGGAGGGGAGGCGGAUCCCGUGGGAGACGGGCAUUACCGUGGUAACGCCGCUCAACAGAAACCGUUGGAACCUCAACAUGGAGGCGAGUUUGGCGUUCCGGACCCAGCAGCGGUCGAUGAUGCGCAUCUUCAUAUCCGAGCACAAGUGGAGAGGCGGACCGCCGACGGAGGAAGAAGCCAUCAUGAUGCUGAACCAGGGUGAUGACAGUGCGAUACCGGUACCAGCCGUCUUCAUGUUCGUGCCAGAGAUGCCAGUGGUUGUGAAUUGCAAUACACUCCAGGGACUAAAGCUGGUGAAUGGGGCCAGUUACACGGCGGUGGAGGUGAUCCUGGACAAGUCGUAUCCAGGACACCGGAUCUCGGCCGGCUUGACGAUCCACUUCGGGCCGCCAGCGGGGAUCUUGCUGGAGUCAGAGACGACAAAAGAGUUCCACUUCAUCGGGAUGCCGCCAGCUAAGCGGCCGUGGCAACAGAAUGACGUGAGCCGGAAAGGGCUGCCAUGCGCAGCGGGUUUUGCAUGUACAGACUACAAAGUGCAGGGCAGGACGCUAGAGAGGGUGGCCCUGGAGCUGCGGGGGACACGGACGUCGAAGGUUGAUGGGCAUGUGGUGUCCUCGCAUUGCGACCCGUACAGCCUGUACGUGCAGUUGUCGCGGUGUCGGACCUUGGAUGGCAUCAUGCUAUUGUGCAAAGUGCGGGAGAGAGACUUGGUAGGCAACAUAAUGCCUGAAGAGAUGACUGCUGCACAGGCGAGGCUAUGGACGCUGAGCGAGAAGACUGUUGCAGAGGCAUUGGAGGGGCAGGCGGAGGGGCCAAUGAGAGGGCGAGAAACUCUAACGAAUGGGAGGCGAGGAAUUUGUGGUGAGAAUUUUUUGCGCGUCCAGAAGAGCCUUUCGUUCCUCAAGGCACAGCCUUCGGCUGAACUAGUCUUUUCUCUCACGCCCGUUUCAAAAGCUAUAAGGGCAGUUUCCGUUCUGUUUCCCUCCUCUAUCACCAGAAGAAGCCAAGGUAGCACUGAACUAGGAUCCAAGCUGCAAGUCGAUGAGCAGCGAUGCUCACGCCCCCAAGAUCAUCAAGAAAGAGACACACGUAACCGAAACCUUUCAUUCACCAUGUCAACAACCUAA